This is a messenger RNA of Durusdinium trenchii, 1317 nucleotides long. The record is from the annotation of a GenBank genome assembly. NCBI's taxonomy places the organism in Eukaryota, Dinophyceae, Suessiales, Symbiodiniaceae.
AUGGCUAUGCCGCUAUUGCUCCCAACGAUCCCUGUGGCAGCCAGCACAAGCACAGCUGCAGCAGGUGCUGGCGUCGCAUAUCGCCCACCUGAUAUGCUCCAGCCACAGCGCAUUGAACUUCCAGGCUAUUUGAACACCCCAGCCAGGCGGCCUGAUGGAGAACCGCUUUUACGAGAGGAGCGCAACGCGUCGUUGCGGAAGAUGAAAGAUCUCGAGCUGUUGACCUUCGCCUGCCGUCGAGCUUCAAAGUUUCGGGAGGAGGGCCGUGCGCAUUUCUCCUUGGGCGUCUUGCGGGACAACCUUUGCCAAUAUCAAAAGGCCAUCGAGGCCUACACGCAGUUCCUGAGAGUCUGCAAAGAGUGCAACGAUAGCCAGGGCGCCGCUUUGGGAUAUCAUUGCAUAGCCGUCGAUUACCAGCUCCAGGGAAGCGGCCAGAGCAAAAAAGGUGACACAGAGGAGGAAGCGACGGGCCAGACUACCUCCAAGGGUGCACUGGAUAUGCUGGGGCCGCCUCCCUCCGCGAGGACGACCAGGCCUGAGCUCUUGAGGAAGGCCAUCUAUUACCACAACAGGCAUCGAGAGAUCGCUGACAGUAUCGGCAAGUUUGUGGCGCACCUCAACAUGGGGUUGGCUUAUGCACAACUUGGUGAACGUGAAGCGUCCACGGUGAACCAUCAGUAUGCAUUGAGAUAUGCCUUGCAGCUUCAUAGCUUGGAAGGUCAGAGCUUGGCCAUCGGCAGCCUGAGUUUUAGUGCAGGCAUGUACGACCACGAGCCGGACAAGAUGAAAAUCUUGGUGGAGCGCUACGUCGACUUGUGCGGAGUCCUCAAGCAAACUCGGAACCAGGCCAUUGCCCUCAAGAAGCUGGGCAUGCUGUCGAGUCAGCUUGGCCAAAACGAAGAAAGCAUCGAAUACUUUCAGCAGGCCAUUGAAUGUGCUCGAGCGCAAGGUGAUCAUGAGGCAGAGAAGGACUGCGCUGUUCGAUUGGGCAUCGCCGCUGGCCAGGCCAAGAUGGCUGAGCAUUUGAGCACGAUCCUCCAACGGUCAGUGAUAGGUGUGUGGCGUUGGGAGAUGCACAUCAUUGGAAGUAUGGUGGGCUUUUGGGUACGGCGCUCCUUCAGCGAGGUCCAGGCUCCAUCCAUGGUUGCUUUGCGUGACAAGGUGGCAGCAGGAGUCUCUUCAACACCAAAUACAGCGCAAGCGCCAGGUAUGAAGAGGACAGACUCCUACAGCGCUGGAAGCGACAGUGAACCUCCAAGCCGAGCUGGGAGCCUCUCAUCCGAUGAGGAUUUCUUGGCUCGUGCCCGCCGUCCAUAG